AUGUCGUGCCCAAUUGACGAGAACGUUCUCAACCAGCUAAAAGGGGAACAGUCGGAACUCCUGGACAAAAUCGACGAACUACGCACCAUAGGUGUUGGAGGCCUCGUGGAACUCCCCCAGAUUGUUGUCUGUGGAAAUCAAUCCAGCGGCAAAAGCUCCGCUCUAGAAGCUAUCUCAAGAGUGCGAUUUCCUGCUAAAAGCAGCAUUUGUACUCGGUUUGCGACCGAGAUUGUUCUGCGUCGGAACCCCUUCAACAGAGUCAAAGUAUCUAUUGAACCGGGAAAAUCUAGAAAGGACAUCACGGAACGGGAGAAACUUUGCGCUUUUACUUUAGAGUCUUUUUCCUCUGGCGAGGACCUUCCCUCUCUGAUCGAGUCCGCAAAAGAGUGCAUGGGACUGUCUAACACCGACAGCCUUGCCUCCAAUUCCGGCUUUAAGCUGACUCUCGUUGAUCUUCCCGGCCUGUACUACUCCACAAGCAGUGAUCAAGGCGAGCCAGGAAUGAGAAUCGUGCAGAGUCUUACCGAGAGCUAUAUGAAAAGCUCUCGCACUAUCAUCCUGGCUGUGAUUAGCGCACGGAACGAUUACCAUAUCCAAAAAGUGGUGAAUAUGGCGCAAGAGUUCGAUCCUAAGUAUGAGAGAGUGUUGGGUAUUGUGACUCAGCCCGAUGUUCCUGAUGCUGGCUCAGACGACGAGGAUUACUAUCUGCAACUCAUUCAUAAUGAGAAAGUCCAGUUACAGCUUGGUUGGCAUGUGUUACGCAAUCGCUCUUUUGAGACGAUGAACAUUUCCGACGAUGCGCGUGAUGUUCAAGAGAAGGAGUUCUUCAACAAAGGGCGAUGGGCUUCGCUUCCUCGCGACCAGGUGGGGAUCGAAAAUCUGAGACAUCGUCUGAGCACUAUUCUGCUUUCUCAUAUCCGUCGAAAUCUUCCGGAUCUUAUUGGUGACAUACAAGACAAGAUUCUACGCAAUGAGCAAGCACUCGCAAAAAUGGGCACAUUCCGGACGAGCGUCCAGGAGCAGCGGCGAUUCCUUGUUGACAUCAGCAGCAAGUUUGCGCGUAUCACGAAUCAGGCAUUGAAUGGAUCGUAUGUCGAUGACUUCUUUGGUGGUUACAAGAAUUAUACUGCAAACACAGAGGAAUUCCCUUUCCGUCGACUGAGAGCAAUCGUUCGCGAGCUUAACGAAUGCUUUGCCCACGCUAUGAGCAUUCGUGGAAAUCGUCGGAUGAUCCAAUCAUCCUCAACACCUGCACUUAAUAUCCCAGAAGAGAUAUGUCAGCCGUAUAUGGAUGGCUGGACUCCGCAGUACAUCACGCGGGAGUCGCUGAAAGGGGAAAUUAAGGAGCAAGCGCGCGAAAGUCGAGGGAUUGAGUUACCCGGAACCCCGAACCAACUCUUGGUUGGCAGCCUAUUCCGCGACCAGUGUGAGCCUUGGAAAGGGAUCGCAGAAGCUCAUCUCUUGAGCGUGUGGAGCUCAGUGGAGUACUUCAUCCAGAUUGUGCUUAAGUAUCUCAUAGACGAUCACACUCGCGGUUCCCUUAUGCGGCACUUGAUUUCCCCAAAGCUCGAGAAAAUGAAGGAGAAACUGAUGGCAAAGCUUGAGGAACUAGUUUCCUACUACAACCAUGGUCAUCCACUUCCUGUGGGAGACUCUUAUCUUUCGAAAAUGCAAGAGUCUAGACAAAAGCGUCAGCUCGCUGCAUUGGCCCAAAUUAUCGGCUUGGAAAAUGAUGCUGUGAGUAGCUUGAACUUAGAUCAGGCAGCCAACAAAGUAGUUUCUUCCAGCGACGAAUUCGGUGCAGAGGAGAUUAUUGAUCAGAUGCAAGCGUAUUAUGAUACAACGAUCAUAACCUUCGUCCAAAAUGUUGCCAUUCUUGCAAUUGAGAAUUGCUUCCUCACUCCAUUAGAAGAUGUAUUUUCUAGUCAAACUGUUGUGGACAUGGAUGAUCAACAACUCCAGAAAGUAGCGGCUGAGCCGUCCGUGACGCAAAAUGAGAGAACACGACUGAACGAGGAACUCGAGAAGCUACGACUUGGCAGAGAGACACUUGAUGCCUAUAAGCCGGAUGAAAUCUCUCUACCGAAUUCCCCUAUUUUGGGUAAAUUUUUCCAAAGACGGAAUGAGUUUAUGGAGUGA
This is a messenger RNA of Penicillium daleae, 2139 nucleotides long. RefSeq names its product dynamin family protein. Bases 1 to 2139 code for a protein of 712 amino acids. The record is from RefSeq and is a predicted model, not a curated record. The transcript has 3 exons. Gene Ontology annotation, molecular function: GTP binding; GTPase activity; microtubule binding. Gene Ontology annotation, cellular component: membrane; microtubule; cytoplasm. Lineage: Eukaryota; Fungi; Ascomycota; Eurotiomycetes; Eurotiales; Aspergillaceae.